Patiria miniata (bat star) is the source of this 1223-nucleotide messenger RNA. Its product is annotated as melanocortin receptor 4-like. The record is from RefSeq and is a predicted model, not a curated record. NCBI's taxonomy places the organism in Eukaryota, Metazoa, Echinodermata, Asteroidea, Valvatida, Asterinidae. Gene Ontology annotation, molecular function: G protein-coupled receptor activity. The transcript has a single exon. The coding region runs from base 42 to 917 and encodes 291 amino acids. Gene Ontology annotation, cellular component: membrane. Gene Ontology annotation, biological process: G protein-coupled receptor signaling pathway.
UAACUGAAUCAACACCAUUUGCAAUUUUUGUCAAGACUUUGAUGGUCCUCGCCAUCUUUCCUAACCUCCUACUGAAUCCACUGAUGCUUUUCACUUUGCGCCGUGUCACCAGCAUCCAGCCAACAACCAAAAUAUUCAUGGCUUCUCUCACCCUGUCUGAUCUGUGCAACAGCUUAUGGUGGAUCCUUAACUUAAUAGCAUUGUUUAAUGGAACUUGGUUCAUGGGUGAAUUUCUGUGUGCAGUAAAUCUGGUGAUGUCAUUGCUCUUUAAUGCACUUAGUGUUGGUGCACUUCUUCUUCUCACUGUGGAUCGUUACAUUGCUAUUUCCCGUCCUUUGCGGUACCCCUCAAUAAUGACUGUGUUAAAAUCAAAGAUAAUUGUAUGUAGCACAUGGGCUACAAUCACUGUAUCCUCCAUUCUCAUAUAUGGCAUUGAUCAUAAUACUAUUUUGGUUAUUGGUCAUAACAAGAAAAUUUGUGUAGCAAAGACAUAUGACUGGAGAACCAAUUCACUUCUUGUAUUAGGAGCACUUCAGCUACUGACCAUAUUCAUCCUGUAUGCACACAUCACCCUGAUAGCUCGCAAUCAAGCCCGACGCAUUGCUGCUGAAAACCAAGCAGGCAAUGGUCAAGGUGGGCGGGGAAUAAACACCAGAUCAGCCACCACCAUCAUCAUCAUAACGGGGACUUUAAUCAUCACCUGGAUUCCUACACUGAUAAGGUUGGCAAUAGCUACACAAAACCAAUGGGAACCUUAUGACAGGUACUUGGCCUUAAUGUUCACACAAGCUCUGGUGUUGUCCAAUGGCUGGAUGAAUGUAAUUAUUUACUACCUGAGGAACAAGGACCUUCGCCAGGCACUGUGCGGAUUACUGACUGACUGGCGCCAAAGACUGUCCCAAAGAUUCCGGCCAUAACUGUCAGAAAAUACAGUCAACAAAGAAUACAUUUUGAAAGGAUGUUUUACAGGUACCACAAGAAAGCACAGACAAUUUAGCUGCCUUAUCCACAAGACAACGAAUGUUGGGCUUUGCAGGAAUUUAUAGAUACCAGACACUUCAAACCAACUUUUGGACCAAUGCGAUGUACUUCAUGUUUCUACGAUGUCCAAGAUUAAGAAACAAAAGUAAACACAGCAACAAUAUGACCCCUGAAAUAAGAAACACAUUUAAAACAGACUACCUUGUCACAAUACUGUAAAAUAUUGAGGAUUUAUUACAAAA